AAGUUUAAAUGUAUUUUGUCUGGAGCUGGCUGCAAGUUUAAGUGGUUUCAGACAGGCCAGAAUCACAGACCAGAGUCCAGUUUGCACAAACCUGGAUCCUUCCUCACAUUCACUGUGACGCUUUCAGCUGCAGCUGCUGCAGAGAUGGCAGAAUCCAGCAGGAUCCUGAUUCAAGGCGGGAAGGUUGUCAACGAGGACUGCUCUGUGAUCAGCGACGUUUACAUCGAAAAUGGGAAAAUAAUUGAUGUUGGACCGAACCUUCAGAUUCCAGCUGGGGUGCGAGUUAUCAAUGCCACGGACAAGCUGGUGAUCCCAGGAGGGAUAGACACGCACACCCACAUGGAGCUGGCCUUCAUGGGCACCAAGGCUGUGGAUGAUUUUCAUGUUGGGACCAAGGCUGCUCUCGCAGGAGGGACCACCAUGAUCCUGGACUUCGUAAUACCUCAAAAAGGAAAGUCUCUCCUGGAAGCCUACGACUGCUGGCGUAAAACAGCUGAUCCCAAAGUUUGCUGUGACUACUCCCUGCACGUCGCUGUCACAUGGUGGGGGGACCAGGUCAAGGAAGAGAUGGAGACUCUGGCCAAAGAAAAGGGAGUAAAUUCCUUCAAGAUGUUCAUGGCCUAUAAAGACGUGUUCAUGCUUCAGGACGCUGAGUUAUACUCUGCCAUCGCUCAGUGUAAGGAGGUCGGAGCUGUGGCUCAGGUGCAUGCUGAGAAUGGAGACCUGAUUGCAGAGCUCUCCAAGUGUUCCAUCUCCUUCCUCUAG
Messenger RNA from Nematolebias whitei (Rio pearlfish), 765 nucleotides. Its product is annotated as dihydropyrimidinase-like. The coding region runs from base 145 to 765 and encodes 206 amino acids. Lineage: Eukaryota; Metazoa; Chordata; Actinopteri; Cyprinodontiformes; Rivulidae. The transcript is spliced from 5 exons. Gene Ontology annotation, cellular component: cytosol. Gene Ontology annotation, molecular function: dihydropyrimidinase activity. The record is from RefSeq and is a predicted model, not a curated record. Gene Ontology annotation, biological process: pyrimidine nucleobase catabolic process.